This is a messenger RNA of Mesorhabditis belari, 1479 nucleotides long. NCBI's taxonomy places the organism in Eukaryota, Metazoa, Nematoda, Chromadorea, Rhabditida, Rhabditidae. The record is from the annotation of a GenBank genome assembly.
AUGCCGUUGGUGGACAAGCAACCAACCGAUAACCAUCCAGGCAUGGAGGGGCGGUCAAUUCUAUUGGGUGGGAGUCUCGCAUUGUGUGCCCUCUUGGCCACCUCAUUUUUUGUUUUCGUCGCCGUGCGCUGUUGGAAAAAAUUUCGCCGACCCCGUCGACACAUGAAUGCCAAAUAUACAGAAGUGCCGACCUCAGUGCCGACAAUCAAGAUCUCGGUGCCAUCCUCGUCGUCGGCGAUGAGCAUAUCGAGGAAAUCUUGGUUGAAUGGAGCUCACCGCAUGCGGCUCUUCUCAUCCGAUGCCGUGUCCCCACCGUGGAUGUCAGGCGAAAACCCGCACAAUCCACGCAUUCAUGUCACAAAUUGCAAUAAUAGCACGACGAGUCUUCGAAAAACCCCGCCAUGCUCGAGUCCUGGGAUUAUCUCAACCUCGGAUGCUUCGGAUUCGUCGGAGCGUCGAGCCUCAUCCGCCAAAAAUAGUCUUUUCCUCUUUAGCGAGGAUGCUGAUUACACAGAAGAGACCGAUGAAGUGGACGAUCGAUCGGUGCUCCGCUACGAGCUCGGUUUCUACGAGAAAACGGGGAAAGAUUGCUAUCGAGGCACAUUGACCUUCGCUUUACGCUACGAUUUCAUCCAUCGUGUGCUGAUGUUACAUGUUUUACGCGCCAACCAUUUACCGGUUGAGGACAAAGAACAAACGGUGGACCCGUACGUGAAAGUGUACUUGUUGCCGGAUCGGCGGAGUCAUUGCAAAACGAGGAUAUGCAAGAAAACUUUGGAUCCAGAGUUCAACGAGAUGUUCAGCUUUGACGUGCCAUUCAAUAGUCUAUCAAAUAAAAUGUUGCAGUUUACCGUCUACGAUUUCGAUCGAUUUACGAGACACGGAUUAAUAGGCAAUGUGAUUAUGAGGGAUCUUUUCGAUAAAUCCGAUCUCUACGCAUGGACGGAAUACACGAUGCAAAUCGUUUGCAGUCAGGAGAAGAACGAUUUCGGCGAUUUAUUGUUGUACCUUUCGUACUCGGUUUCCGAGCAAAAGUUGUGGGUAACUGUGGCAAAAGCCUACAAUUUGAGGCCAAUGGAUAUCACUGGAGCAUCGGAUCCCUAUGUGAAAGUGGAACAGGUUUUCCGGGGAAGACGGGUGAAAUUGCGUCGAACGACGACAAAGAGAGCAAAUUUGAAUCCGGUUUAUCACGAGACUUUGGAAUUCGAUUUACCACCGACACAAGCGGGAGAGACGAAUAUGCUAGUGCAAGUGAUGGAUUGGGAUAGAAUUGGUAAAGACGAUCUCUUGGGCUGCUGCAUAUUGGGCCACGAUUCUCCGACAAGUCACGGGAGAACACAAUGGGAACAGUGCUUUGCUUUAGCCUACGCCGACGGGAAUAAUCACGGAAAUAAGUCGAAACCGGUCGGCACAUGGCAUUCCAUUCUUUCCGAGGUGCCCGAGAAUUUCCGUGACAUUCCGAAAGCAAAGAAAAGAAAA